AUGGACUUGUCUUAUUCACAUGAAGAAUUUCAUCAUGAUCCUAUAGAAUACAACGAAGAGCCUAACAAAUCCAACGGCGAGGUUGAUGCCCUAUCCAAGAGUGAAUGGGAUUAUUUGUCGUUUGCCCAGCAGUUGCAAGAUUUACCUCAUAACAACAUUGACAUUUCUCCGUCGAUUUCCAACCACACCGUGCAAACUGUGCAUCUGUUGAGGCCGUCGUUUUCAUCAACGGAGUAUGAAACAGAUAAUACUGAGUUUUUAGGUAAUUUGGUGGAUAAGCCUGUUACCGAUGACUACAAUUUCAAUCAAGAUAUUGAUGCUAGUUUUCGGUUUUUGGACAACGUAAUGGAUGGAGAACAAAUGAUGACUACCCCGUUGUUUAUGUCUGAUGAAACCCAUGAAACUCCCGAUUUUCUUCAAUUGCAAAAUGAAUUGAAUUAUGAGUAUAAUAACAAUCUGAAAUUCCUCACUGCUGCUCCUGCUCACCCCACUGAUGAAUUUGUUACGGUUCCAAUAUAUGAGUGGCCCAAUGAUGAACUGUCGUCGUGUCCCGUGAAUCUUUUGAAUAACAUCCGGAUCAAAUUAUCUAAUUUGGAGCCAAAGACUAUCUCAGAUGCAGUUCGGAAAACAAUUCGGGAGGAGUUUCUUAUUCAAGAUGUAUUUCUAGGUGAUCCCAACAUGCAACAUUCGCAUAGUCAGGCACAUGCGUCUCCCCAGCGAUCUAUUAGAAAGAGAAGUGAUCAGGAUGUGGAAUGGACUCCAUUGAGUGUAUACAAGGCUUACACCAAUAUUAAAUCUCCUACAAAUGGCAAAGAAGCGUAUAAUCAUUUGGUUCCUUAUAGUUCGUGUAUUGGUACACUAAAUUACCGACCAAAGGAUCAUGCUGCGUGGAAGAGACUGCCCAAUAGAAGAAGAUAGUAUUCAAAAUUGUUCUGAAAAACUGUAAUAGAUUCGUAUGGUCGUUUGUCAUUUAAUUGAACUGUAAGUUCGCCUUGUUGACACUUGUUU
Molecule: messenger RNA, 1008 nt
Organism: Spathaspora passalidarum NRRL Y-27907
Lineage: Eukaryota; Fungi; Ascomycota; Pichiomycetes; Serinales; Debaryomycetaceae
Gene: FGR12
Product: Fgr12p
Exons: 1
Coding region: 1-918 (305 amino acids)
Source: RefSeq, a predicted model, not a curated record